CGCAGCAGCAGCAGCACCGCCACCCUCCCCUCACACCACUGCCUGCCACCGUUUCUGCGAUCCAGCGCUCUCUCUCGCCGGCUCCGCCGCUCCUUUCCUCACUGGUCGUCCCUCUCUGUGAGCGAUCGUGCCAUUGAUACCCACUUUACAGCGUGUCUGUGGUGGAAAGUCAGCCUCUCUCUCUCUUUCUAAGUCCCUUACUCUCCCCUCGUCCUACUCUCCGGUUGCGCUGUGGCAAACUAACAAACCAGAGGAGGUGUUAACUACUUCUUUUUUCUUUUUCUUUUUUUUUUUCUUUUUUUCUGUCUCUUUUCCCUCCACCCCACCUCUCCAAAAAAACGCGUCUCAACGUUAUCUCUCGGUUGCGGCUGCGUGUUCGUCCAGAAAGGGCCGGUGCCGCACCGAUGAUACUCCCAACUCCGCAGAAAAGUUUUCGGUUUGUUUAGAGGAUAAUAAAAAAAAGAAGAAGAAGGGGGGAGGGAGAAGAAAACACCGGAAAGGAAGCAGCCGUCUUCAGUAGAAGCGGAUUCUCGCCACGGAGAGGGAGUUCCUCCUUUGAUGUCGGAUGGUAGUCGGCGAAGCUUUGAAGCUCAACCAGAGCAGCUCACUGCACUACUCGAUGCUGUGUGAGAUGCUGACUGCCAGAAGAUGAUGAACCAGCUUUGACGAUCCACAGAUGUCCUCCUUUUUCGGACCAUUUGACUUCAACAUCACAUCCAGCACCUGUAAGCGAGGGAAGAUUUUACCUGCUCUUGCUCUGGAAGACAACCUCCAUCUUGUCUACUGUUAGUGUACAAAACUGACUGGUCCAGACACACGCAGUGGCAUUUACCUGAAUGAUCUGAGCCAAAUCAUUCCCUUGUGAAUUUGGCUGCUGAAACAGUAGAUGAUUUGAGUUUCUUAAAAGAUUUUCUCCAAAGACAAAAUCAUUUCAGUCAACAUCCUAGACCUAUCAGACCCAUUGCAAGGGCUACUGAGUAUUGUCUUCGGCUUCCCUAAGGAGGAAUCCUUUCCUCCUCCUCCUAAAAUCCUUACAACGUCCUUCGACCGCCCAGACAUGGACCUCCACCGGGCAGCCUUCAAGAUGGAGAGCUCCUCCUAUCUGCCAAACCCUCUUGCUUCUCCAGCCCUCAUGGUGUUGGCCUCUACUGCUGAAGCUUCCCGUGACGCUUCGAUUCCGUGCCAGCAGCCUCGCCCCUUUGGCGUCCCGGUCUCUGUCGAAAAGGAUGUCCAUUUGCCAUUCAACAAUGGUUCGUACACCUUUGCGUCAAUGUAUCACCGCCAAGGCGCGGUCCCGCCAGGAUUUCCCAACAGGGACUUUCCUCCGUCCCUCCUCCACCUUCAUCAUCAGUUCGCCCCGCCCAACCUGGACUGCUCGCCCAUCAGCAUGCUGAACCACAGCGGUGUGGGCGCCUUCAGGCCUUUUGCCUCGCCUCCGGAAGAUCGGGACGGGGCACCGGGCGGUUAUCAAUCUGCGUUCACCCCGGCGAAGCGCCUCAAGGGCUGCCUGGAUGCGGAGGCUUCACCCCACCUGCGUUACUCUGAUGCCGAGGGGAAAGAAUAUGACUUUGGCGGCACCCAGAUCCCUCCAGGAGGCUCGCCCAGCAGCGCCUUGAAAGCAGUUGAGGACAGCGGGAAAAAGAUCUUCGCCGUGUCCGGCCUCCUGUCAGACCGAGAGACUUCCUCCAGCCCAGAGGACCGCAUUGAACGCUGUAAAAAGAAGAUGUCUCUAUAUGACAGCCAGGCUCCCGUUUGUCCAAUUUGCCAAGUGUUGCUGAGGCCCGGAGAGCUACAGGAGCACAUGGAAACCGAAAUAGAGAGGCUAGCCACAAUCUGCCUCAGUAAGAACCCCUCGUCCAAGGAUGGCGUAGCCACUCCGGGAACUCCCAAGUCGAUGCUUUUGUCAGUGCACAUCAAGAGAGAGGGAGAGUCUCCGGUGGUGUCACCCCUGUCAUCUGAAGAUGCCCACCACUCCGACAGAUAUCAGACAUUUUUACGAGUUCGGGCAAACAGGCAAACGAGAUUGAAUGCUCGUAUAGGCAAGAUGAAGAGGAGGAAGCCUGAGGAGGGGGGGCAGGUAUGUCCGCUGUGCAGCGCCCCAUUGGCUGGGAGCGAGGAGGAGAUGAGUAGACAUGUGGAACAAUGCCUGAUCCAGCGCGAGGGGGCUCUGGCCGACGAAGACUCCGCAGACAUGGACGGCGAGAACGGGCGGGGCUUCGACGAGUACGAAUGGGCGGGGCAGAAAAGGAUCAGAGCUACGGCCUUACUGGAGGGAGGCUUCAGAGGAACUGGAUUCGCCACAUGCAGUAUCAAGGAGAGCGCGGCGGACAGCGACGCCGACCUCGACGUGGACGGAGACGACACGUUGGAGUACGGGAAGGCACAGUACACCGAGGCCGACAUCAUCCCCUGCUCCGGAGCCGGGGAGGACCAAGGAGAAGCCCGGGAGAGGGAGGCGCUACGAGGAGCUGUGCUCAACGGCGGGAUGCCUUCCAACAGAAUAACGCCCGAGUUCUCCAAGUGGGCAAACGAUGAGAUGCCUUCAACGAGCAACGGGGAGAGCAGCAAGACAGACCCCAGCACUCCUUCAUCAUCAUCCUCUUCCUCCUCAAAUGCUCCACGUACCUGUAAAAACAGCGAGAUCGAAAAGGUGACAGAGGAAGAAUCAACAGCUACCACUAUGGAGGCUCUGAAGGCCCGAAUCCGAGAGUUGGAGAAGCAGAUCCUUCGGGGAGACCGGUACAAGUGUCUCAUCUGCAUGAGAAAGCCUGCUCUCAAGCCAGGCGCAGAGAUCAAGAGCAUAGGGGUGUGGUCGGGGUCCCAGCCACUGGCCAACGAGGUUGGAGAGAGGCAACCUAAGUCCCUCCCCCUCGGCCUGUACUGCCUGUACAGGGGCCUUGUGAUUGGGGGCUACGGCAGCAGCAUAAAGAGGCUCCUCCCACAACCCCUACGGAGGGACUCGUACACGAUGCCUCUGACGUCCAUCCAGUGCUGGCACGUCCAUUGUGAAGAGUGCUGGCUCAGGACUCUGGGGAACAAGAAGCUGUGCCCGCAGUGCAAUACCAUCACCUCACCUGGAGACCUGAGGCGCGUCUACUUGUAAAGAGCACAACAGCUGCCUCUUUCAUUUCCUUCACCAUGGAUUCUGCCGUUUGCCCCAUUUGUCACCCUUAGCUUUCUCCUGUGGACUGUUCGCCCCCAAACCUCCGAGAGCAUUUAGAGACAAGACAGCAGUCUUUGAGACUCCACUGGCUCUUUCGGGAGGCUGACACUCUGUUGAAGAAGUGACGCAUAGACACUCUCGUUGACUGUCCGGUCGUCCAUAUGCAGAAAGAAAAGAAAAUAUGGUGACCCGAAGUCCCAGAUGUUUAACAAAUAGGUUCCACUGAAGGACUUUUGUCAGUGGAGAGCCCUUACCCCACCCAUUAAAAAUAAAAAGUCCUGCUGACUCCUGGUAGCUUCACGCUGCUGGGGAUGAACUCCU
Messenger RNA from Poecilia latipinna (sailfin molly), 3484 nucleotides. It is a transcript of the gene rnf220a, whose product is annotated as ring finger protein 220a. Gene Ontology annotation, molecular function: ubiquitin protein ligase activity; metal ion binding. The record is from RefSeq and is a predicted model, not a curated record. Bases 1058 to 3103 code for a protein of 681 amino acids. Gene Ontology annotation, biological process: protein ubiquitination. The transcript has 16 exons. NCBI's taxonomy places the organism in Eukaryota, Metazoa, Chordata, Actinopteri, Cyprinodontiformes, Poeciliidae.